Molecule: messenger RNA, 1017 nt
Organism: Fusarium subglutinans
Lineage: Eukaryota; Fungi; Ascomycota; Sordariomycetes; Hypocreales; Nectriaceae
Product: methylenetetrahydrofolate dehydrogenase (NAD+)
Exons: 3
Coding region: 1-1017 (338 amino acids)
Biological process (GO): purine nucleobase biosynthetic process
Cellular component (GO): cytosol
Molecular function (GO): methylenetetrahydrofolate dehydrogenase (NAD+) activity; methylenetetrahydrofolate dehydrogenase (NADP+) activity
Source: RefSeq, a predicted model, not a curated record
AUGGCUACCUCAACUGUCCCCAAGACCUGCAAGGUCAUCACUGCUGAGACUAUCGCCAAGGGUUACCUGGGUGAGGUCAAGGACACACUGGCCAAGAUCCAAGGCGAGAACCCUUGCACUCCCACACUGGCUGCUUUCCUCGCCAACGGUGAUCCCGCUGCCGUAAAGUACGCUGAGUGGUCCAAGAAGACUUGUGAAGAGAACGGAUUCAACUUUGACCUCCGAACUGUGGACAAGGAGCUUCUCGAGGAGGAGAUCAUGAAGGCUAACGAAGACGACGAUGUCGACGGCAUGAUUGUCUACUACCCUAUCUUCCCCAACAACCCUUCUCACGACAAGUACAUCCAGGAGUCGGUUGACCUUGGAAAGGACGUUGAGGGUCUUCGACACAAGCACAUCCACAACAUGUACCACAACAUUCGCUUCAUUGACCCUCCUGAGAACCGCAAGAAGUCCAUCCUUCCUUGCACUCCUCUCGCUGUUGUCAAGAUCCUUGAGUACUUGCAGAUCUACAAUCCCAUCCUGGCUUCCGGAAACCGACUUUUCGGAAAGACUAUCACUGUCAUCAACAGAUCCGAGGUUAACGGCCGACCUCUUGCUGCCCUCCUCGCCAACGAUGGCGCCACCGUUUACUCCGUCGACGUCACUGGUGUCCAGAUUUUCACCCGAGGAGAGGGCAUCAAGAAAGCCCGCCACCAGGUCGAGGACAAGGAGGGUUGGAAGCUCGAGGACUGCCUUCCCCUCAGUGACGUUGUCAUCGGAGGAGUUCCCGUCGAGUCUUUCAAGGUACCCACCGAGCUCAUCCGCGAUGGUGCUGUCUGCAUCAACUUCUCCUCGUACAGAAACUUUGAUGGUCCCGCCAUCAAGGAGAAGGCCUCCAUCUACGUGCCAUCCGUCGGCAAGGUUACCAUUGCUAUCCUCUUGAGAAACUUGGUUCGCCUCAUUGCCAACCGGCCCUCCAAAGAUGAGUCGCAGAAGAGCGUCGAGGCCCGAGCUGAGGCUUUCGCUGACGACUAA